Molecule: messenger RNA, 603 nt
Organism: Trematosphaeria pertusa
Lineage: Eukaryota; Fungi; Ascomycota; Dothideomycetes; Pleosporales; Trematosphaeriaceae
Exons: 2
Source: RefSeq, a predicted model, not a curated record
AUGACGUCAAAUUGUCCCUCGAUAAGCUACGCCGAUCAACAGUCGGCCUUGUUCAACGUAUCGGAGAUCUUGCAGCAGCGAUGGGAAGAUAGCCCGAAGGAUGACCGAAAGAGACUGGAGUUAUGCUGGGGCUAUACAGACUGUGGGGAUUGUCAUCGGAGCAAGGGGUUCUGCGGAUGGUGCGCUAUUUCGUCAACCUGCCUUCCCCUCCCCCUCGACCCCCUCUCCCGCGCCUUCCCACUCCUCUCCCCCAUGCGCUACAAAUUCAUCUGCGCAAUGGGUCCCGAGCGCUUCGAGCUACGCACAUCCGGACUAGGCUGCCAAGUCUCCACCAUCACCUUCCUGACGUCCAUCGUCACUAUCUUCUGCACGCUGUUCGGCGUGCUGGUGCUGUAUGGGCUGGUCAAAGCGGGGAAGUGGGUCGCAUGGACGCUGAAGGUGAGGAAGGGCGGUUGGGUUGUGUAUGCGGAUGGGAGGGAGGGGGUUUGGGUGAGGAGGAAAGAGGGUUGGGGACGCUGGUGGAGGAGAGUUAGGGGACAGGAGAGAGAGCGCGAGGCGUUAGUUAUUGAUGGGGGAACCAGGGACAGGAGCUGGUGGGCUUGG